This is a messenger RNA of Entrophospora sp. SA101, 942 nucleotides long. The record is from the annotation of a GenBank genome assembly. Lineage: Eukaryota; Fungi; Glomeromycota; Glomeromycetes; Entrophosporales; Entrophosporaceae.
AUGACGAAUAACUGGCUAACAGAUCUUGAAGAAGAGGUUUUAACUCCUAACGUUGCUCUCAGGCUACAAUACAAACUUAUCAAAUACAUAGCAGAAUUUUUAGAAUCACAACAAGAUCGAUACAAUUUAUGUUUUGUUAAUAAGGCAUGGACACCAGCAGCUAUUAAUGUAUUAUGGUCAGAACCAAUUUUCAAAACACCUGAUUCUAUAUACUACUUCCUGCAAGAGGUUUUAACUCCUAACGUUGCUCUCAGGCUACAAUACAAACUUAUCAAAUACAUAGCAGAAUUUUUAGAAUCACAACAAGAUCGAUACAAUUUAUGUUUUGUUAAUAAGGCAUGGACACCAGCAGCUAUUAAUGUAUUAUGGUCAGAACCAAUUUUCAAAACACCUGAUUCUAUAUACUACUUCCUGCGUGUGGUCAAACAAUCAAAACAAAGGGCUUUAAGAAUACGUGUUCUCAAUCUAUGUGCUCCAGAAGGAAAUAACGUCAACUCUUUUGCACCAGUUUUAUGUUCCGAUCAUAUCGAACACAAGAUAAUGUCAACAUACUUUAUAUCAAAACCAAAUUUAUUAACAAAUCUUGUUAGAUUAUGUGAAAAUCUACGCAAGAUUAAAGUAUAUGGAUGGAAUUUAUCUGAUAGUCACAUACAAUCUUUGCCACAAUACUGCCCAGAACUCAAAGAAAUCCUGGUGAUUGGUAAUAAUCAAUUGACUCACAAGGCCUUUCAUUCACUGAUGAGCUGUAUAUCUGAUCUUCGUGUAUUAGAUUUAGAUGGCGUUUUUAAACUUUCUGACAAUUUUGCAGAAGCAUUAGCAAUCAAGUGUCCAUCACUUUGUUCACUUAAACUUUCAACCAAAGAAAUAUCCGAAAAAGGAUUUGAUACAUUAGCAACCAAAUUAACAAAACUUAACAACCUAAUAUUACAAAAUUGCUUAUAA